Molecule: messenger RNA, 4559 nt
Organism: Sorex araneus (European shrew)
Lineage: Eukaryota; Metazoa; Chordata; Mammalia; Eulipotyphla; Soricidae
Gene: ZNF341
Product: zinc finger protein 341
Exons: 15
Coding region: 146-2704 (852 amino acids)
Biological process (GO): regulation of transcription by RNA polymerase II
Cellular component (GO): nucleus
Molecular function (GO): DNA-binding transcription factor activity, RNA polymerase II-specific; RNA polymerase II transcription regulatory region sequence-specific DNA binding
Source: RefSeq, a predicted model, not a curated record
UGAGAGGGAAGGCGCCCGGGGAGGCGAGCGGGUGCCCUGGGGUCGCGGCGGCGGCUCCCGGGCGCCCCCUGGCGGCCCCGGACCGCGCCCGCCGCGGCUCCCACAAUGCUCGCGUAGCCGCGGCUCCCUCGGCGGCGGCUCCAAGAUGGCGCAGGCGAUCUUCGAGGCCCUGGAGGGAAUGGACAACCAGACUGUCCUGGCUGUCCAGUCAUUGUUGGAUGGCCAAGGAGCAGUCCCUGACCCCACGGGCCAGAGCGUGAGUGCCCCCCCCACCAUCCAGCCACUGGACGAUGAGGAUGUCUUUCUCUGUGGGAAGUGUAAGAAGCAGUUCAACUCACUGCCAGCGUUUAUGACCCACAAGCGGGAGCAAUGCCAGGGGAGUGCCCCACCGCUGGCCACCGUCUCACUGGCCACCAACAGCAUCUACACGCCAUCCGCGGCCCCCGCAGCGCUCCAGCAGGCCCCGCCUCCUGCCAAUCGCCAGAUCUCCACGUACAUCACCGUGCCCCCGUCUCCCCUGAUUCAGACUCUGGUGCAAGGGAACAUCUUGGUGAGCGAUGACGUGCUCAUGUCUGCCAUGUCCGCCUUCACCUCGAUGGACCAGCCCAUGCCCCAAGGGCCUCCACCUGUGCAGAGCAGCCUGAACAUGCAUUCUGCGCCCAGCUACCUCACCCAGGCUCCGCCGGCCCCUCCGCCUCCUCCGCCACUGCCCCCGCCACCCCCUCCACAGCCCCCGCCCCCACCACCUCAGAGCCUGGGUCCCCCAGGGCGAACCAACCCUGGUGGGAAUGGCGUGGUGGAAGUGUACAAUACCGCGGCACCCCUACCUGGGAAUGCAACAGUGGAGAUCCAGGCACUGGGAAUGCAGCCCUACCCAUCUCUGGAGGUGCCAAACCAGUGUGUGGAGGCGCCGGUGUACCCUGCGCCACCCGUGUACAGCCCCGGCAAACAGGGAUUCAAACCAAAAGGACCAAACCCUGCUGCCCCCAUGACCGGUACUCCAGGAACCGCAGUGGCUGCCUUUGACUCCUCGCCAGUGCUGAAGACCCGGCGGGCCAAGGGGACCAGCGGACUCCAAGAAGCUGCAGGGAAGCCAAAGGCGCAGAAACUCAAGUGCUCAUACUGUGACAAGUCAUUCACCAAGAACUUCGACCUGCAGCAGCACAUCCGAAGCCACACUGGCGAGAAGCCCUUCCAGUGCAUCGCCUGCGGGCGCGCCUUUGCCCAGAAGUCCAAUGUCAAGAAGCACAUGCAGACCCACAAGGUGUGGCCCCCGGGGCGCAGCGGGGGCACCGUCUCCCGGAACUCCGUCACCGUCCAGGUCAUGGCUCUGAACCCCAGCAGUCAGGAGGAUGAUGAAAGCACUGGGCUGAGCCAGAGCCUGGCCAGCGCCCCGCAGCCCCCAGCCCUGCAGGCAGCGAGUGAGGAGGAGGGGGACGAGCUGGAGACCAAGCAGGUGGUCCUCAUCGACAGCUCCUACCUGUGUCAGUUCUGCCCCAACAAGUUCAACACCUACUUCCAGCUCAAGUCCCACAUGACCCAGCAUAAGAACGAGCAGGUGUACAAGUGUGUGGUCAAAAGCUGUGCCCAGACCUUCCCGAAGCUCGACACGUUUCUGGAGCACAUCAAGAGCCACCAGGAGGAGCUGAGCUACCGCUGCCACCUCUGUGGCAAGGAUUUCCCAUCGCUGUACGACCUGGGCGUGCACCAGUAUUCGCACAGCCUCCUGCCGCAGCACAGCCCCAAGAAGGACAGUGCCGUCUACAAGUGUGUCAAGUGCGUGAACAAAUACUCCACUCCCGAGGCCCUGGAGCACCACCUGCAGACAGCCACUCACAGCUUCCCCUGCCCGCACUGCCAGAAGGUGUUUCCUUGUGAACGCUACCUGCGGCGUCACCUGCCCACUCACGGCAGCGGGGGCAGGUUCAAGUGCCAGGUGUGCAAGAAGUUCUUCCGGCGGGAGCACUACCUCAAGCUGCACGCACACAUCCACUCAGGUGAGAAACCCUACAAGUGCUCAGUGUGCGAGUCGGCGUUCAACCGCAAGGACAAACUGAAGAGACACAUGCUCAUCCACGAGCCGUUUAAGAAAUACAAAUGCCCCUUCUCGUCACACACGGGUUGCAGUAAGGAGUUCAACCGGCCGGACAAGCUGAAAGCGCAUAUCUUCUCGCACUCGGGCAUGAAGCUCCACAAGUGCGCUCUGUGUAGCAAGUCCUUCAGCCGCCGUGCCCACCUCGCCGAGCACCAGCGUGCCCACACGGGCAACUACAAGUUCCGCUGCGCGGGCUGUGCCAAGGGCUUCUCCCGCCACAAAUACCUCAAGGACCACCGCUGCCGCCUGGGCCCCCCGAAAGAUAAGGACCUGCAAGCCCGGCGGCCCCCUCGCAGGAGGGCAGCCCCCCGCAGCGGCAACAGUGGUGGACGCAAGGUGGGGACCCCCCUGCCUGACCCACUGGGGCUCGAGGAGCUGAAGGAGCCGGGGCCGGGGCCCGAGGCCGCCCCUGGCAAGCCGCCCUUCCCGGAGCCCGAGGCUGUGCUGUCCAUCGUGGUGGGGGGUCCUGUGGGGGGCGAGCCCGAGCUGGUGGUGCCCGGCCAUGCCGAGGGCCUGGGCUCCAACCUGGCACUAGCGGAGCUGCAGGCAGGGGCCGAGGGCCCCUGUGCCAUGCUCGCCGUGCCCGUCUAUAUCCAGGCCUCCGAAUGACGGCCCGCAGUGUUCGCUCCUACUACCUGACCCCACGCUCGCCUCCGGCCUUGGGGCCCCUGGGGGAGUCUCGAGGGCCUUCCCCAUGGCAGCGAGCUCUCAGCUGUGUCGCCCUGUCCUGCUGGAAAGCCCAGCCGCUCUCUGGGCCCUGGGGCAGGGUGGCCUCUGGCUGGGAUUUCAGACAGAGGCGGCGGUGAGAGCGAUGGCUGGGCCCGAGAGGCGCAGGGGCUGCCGGUCCCCACUGGCGGUCGGGCUCCGGAGAGGAAAGCGUGGGCCGUCCUGCCCGCUGCCCCAGUCACCCCGGGUAGCCUCUGGUCCAGCAGUUCCAGCAGGAGCCCUUACCUGCCGGACCUUUUCACGUCCGGUAACUCUGAGCCUCCCCAGACACCUCUGUGCUGGAGCAGCGAGGAAGGCCCAGGGGUCAGGGCUCGUGUGUGCUUCUCUGCCACAUCUGCCUCGAAUCCAACUGCUGCCCACACACUUGCAGUGGGACGCGGGGUCAGUCACCUCACCUCCCCAUGCGCCUCGUCUGUCAGAUGGGGCCUGUGAAGGCGCUAUCUCCCAGGGCUGUCAUGAGAUGCGGUAGGAUAAACGCCCAGAGGGGGGGAAAAUGCCCUGUACACAGUUAUCCAAGUGUGCUCAGGGCAAGGCCUCAGCCUUGACAGUCCCUUUCUUAGCCUCUAGGUGGCAGCACUCUGGAUUGACUUUGUGGCCCCGUGGCUCACAAGGCUGCACAGGCCCCUUAACCACCGAGAGCUUGAUGCUCCCAGGAGGGUGAGGUUUCCAGCCUUGGAUACACGAUGGAGGAGGGGUUUAUACUCACUCUUGACAAUGCUGGCUCCUGGGCCUGGCCCCAAGCCCUUUUGCAAUCAGCAGAACCAGAGAGGCACGGUGAGCAGAGAGCCCUCCCACCCCGCUACGCCCCAACGCACACCCUCCUCCCUUCCCUGUAAUGCAGCGGCCCUGCUGGAGCAAAAGGAAUCAUCCCUGAUUCCUUAUUUAUCAUUUUUUGUGUGUGUAUCUUUUUGGGUCACACCUGGCCAUACUCAGGGGUUACUCCUGGCUCUGCACUCAGGAAUCACUCCUGGCGGUGCUCGGGGGAUCCUACGGAAUGCGGGGGAUCAAACCCGCGUUGGCAUCGUGCAAGGAUAACGUCCUCCCCACUGAGGUGUCACUCCGGCCUGGCCUGGGUUCCUUAUUUAUCUGCCUCACCACUUCUCUGAGUAAAGGUCCAAAGGGGACCACACCGCCUGCCAGACUAACCACCACCCCCAUGCUCCAGAGCAGUUAGAGGUAGAGGGAGUGGCCAGGGAGGGCCCUCAGGGUACCAGCUGAGUUGCUGGGGACUAGAAGUGAGUUAGGGGAGGGAACAAUGGAGCAGGCCCUUGUGCAGAUUUGGGGGGUUGGGGAGCUGGUACCCUCAGUGGGGCGGGGAGGGUUGGUGACAUGUCCACUAUGCCAGGGCAUGCAUGGUGGUUUGGACUGUGGAAGGCCUGUUGUGGGCUGGGCGUCAUGUCUGUCUGUGGAAAGUGAGCAGACGGAUCCCGGAGGUUCCUGGUGUCCUCAUGCCAUAGACUGGGCCUGAGCCGCUCAUGGCGCUGCCCCUCUGCUCUAUCAGGUCCGCCCCUGUGGACUCACGGGCGAAGCUCACCCAGGCUGUGAGCCGUGGAGCCGGGCACAGGCUGGGUCAGGGUGCUCGUCUCCGCCGACCCUCUGCAGGGAGAUACCCAGUUGGUCAGAUGGCAUCUGGCAGAUGGGGGUCUGCAGAGUUUCUGCUCUUGAUGGGGACCUCACGGGAGGCAGUAAACAUUUUGAAAAACUGUAAUAAUGCCAUUAAAGGAACCGUUGAAAACUA